Apodemus sylvaticus (European woodmouse) is the source of this 2707-nucleotide messenger RNA. It is a transcript of the gene Gtf3c5, whose product is annotated as general transcription factor IIIC subunit 5. NCBI's taxonomy places the organism in Eukaryota, Metazoa, Chordata, Mammalia, Rodentia, Muridae. The transcript is spliced from 12 exons. The record is from RefSeq and is a predicted model, not a curated record. The coding region runs from base 285 to 1847 and encodes 520 amino acids. Gene Ontology annotation, biological process: transcription initiation at RNA polymerase III promoter. Gene Ontology annotation, cellular component: transcription factor TFIIIC complex.
CGAGUCCUGGCUUCUUGUUGGGUCGGCUGGCGAGAUACUCUCACGUCUCGCUCCUUUGUCCAAUCCUCUUCAUUUUAAAGUAAAAAGCCUCCAGGCCUCUGUGGUAUCACAAAAUAAACAGAUGCCGAGGCGCUCUGGUUCCUGGAGGCCUUCGAGCCUCCCUGACUUAAGGAGACGAGAAAGGUAAGGAGGACCGGAACAAUUCCUUCGCGGAACCUUUGAGGUGAGGCCUCGAGGAGCCAUUUGAGGACGGACCGCGGCGGGCUGGAACCAGACUAGCAGGCAUGGCGGCGGCGGAGCCGGAUGCAGACCCGAAGGCCGCCAUCCCCGUGGACCUGCGGCGGGAACGGCGACUGGUGUGCGUGGAAUACCCGGGUGUGGUGCGUAACGAGGCCAAGAUGCUACAGACCCUGGGCGGCGAGGAAAGCGUCUCUCGAAUCUACACUGACCCCACCAAGAGGCUGGAGCUCUACUUCCGGCCCAAGGACCCAUACUGCCACCCUGUGUGCGCUAACCGCUUCAGUACCAGCAGCAUGCUGCUUCGGAUCCGGAAAAGGACCAGGCGUCGGAGAGGUGUCCUGGCAGACGAGGCCCACCCCCAGGUCACGUUUGACUUGGAAAUCAUUGGCAUCAUCUCCACCAUUUACAAAUUCCAGGGAAUGUCUGACUUCCAGUACUUGGCGGUACACACAGAAGCUGGCGGCAAGCACGUGUCCAUGUAUGACAGAGUGCUCAUGCGCAAGCCUGAGAAGGAGGAGUUCUUCCAUCAGGAGCUGCCACUCUACAUCCCCCCGCCCAUCUUCUCCAGGCUGGACACCCCUGUGGACUAUUUCUAUCGCCCUGAGACACAGCACCGAGAAGGCUAUCACAAUCCCACCAUCUCAGGGGAGAACCUAAUCGGACUGAGUAGAGCCCGGCGCCCCCACAAUGCCAUCUUUGUCAACUUUGAAGACACUGGGGUGCCUGAACAGCCUUUGGAGGCUGCAGUCCAGACAUGGAAGAAGGCCUGCACGAAUCCCAUAGAUCAGAAGGUGGAGGAGGAACUGAGGAAGCUCUUUGACAUCCGCCCCGUUUGGUCACGAAAUGCUGUCAAAUCUAACGUCAGCGUCCAUCCCGACAAGCUUAAGAUCUUGCUUCCCUAUAUGGCUUAUUACAUGAUAACAGGCCCAUGGAGAAGCUUGUGGAUUCGAUUUGGCUAUGACCCUCGAAAACACCCAGAUGCCAAGAUUUAUCAAGUCCUUGACUUUCGAAUCCGUUGUGGAAUGAAAUACGGUUAUGGCUCCAGGGACAUGCCUGUCAAAGCGAAGCGCAGCACAUACAACUACAGCCUCCCCAUCACUGUCAAGAAGACAUCCAACCAGCCUGUCAACAUGCACGACCUGAAGCAGGGACUGGGCCCAUCAGGAACUGAUGGCCCACGGAAAUUGACCUACAAUAAGUACAAGCUCAAGGAUUCGGUCUACAUCUUCCGGGAAGGAGCUCUACCACCCUAUCGACAGAUGUUCUACCAGCUGUGUGAUUUGAAUGUGGAAGAGUUGCAGAAAAUUGUUCACCGCAAUGAUGGGACAGAGACUGUGUGCACGGAGAAAGAUGGGUGGUGCCUCCCCAAGACCACAGAUCAUCUGAGGGACACCAUGUCACUCAUGAUUCUACAGACCAUCCGCUCUGAGAGGCCUGCUCUCUUCUCCAACACAGGUAAGGCUGAUCGUGGGAAAGAGCAGCUGAUGUUUGAAUCUGGAGAGGAUGAGGAAGAAGAGGAGGAAGAGGAAGAGGAAGAAGAGGAGGAUUUCAAGCCCUCAGAUGGGAGCGAGAAUGAGAUGGAGACAGAGAUUCUAGAUUACGUGUGAGGAAGCGCUGUUCCCAGGCAACCAGGACAUGCUGGUAUGCCAUGAUGGGACAGCUGGGACGGGCCUGUGCCCCCCUUGGAGUGCCUGACUUCACUAAAUGGGCCAGCUCUUCAGUUCCCUGAAAACUGCCCUGUCUCACAGCUUCCUUUUGUGCAGCCAGAGACUGUCAAGCCCCUGCUAAGCGGGCCUCCGGUAUAACUUCCCCAGGGCAGCAGCACUUCCUGAAGGGUGCUGAGCCAGAGAUGGGUCAUUGUCUCUGUUCUCUCUGUGCCUGGAGCAGCCUGGCACACACAGUCAAGUCACAGCAGUUCCAAAGCCAAAUGCGGAGCCAGCCCAUCCUCCUGACAAGAUUGAAGACCCAUUGUUCGAUUUGGCCCAAGUGAGUCCUGGGAACUUCCCAGCCCUGCAGGGAAUCGGCCAGCCAGACCCGUGUCCCCUACUGACCCUGCUUCCUGCUGCUUCAAAGAAUGCUCAGCCCAGAGGCAGGAAGUAGCUCUUCCCUAAGGCUAGCCAGCCUUGCCUUCUUUCAUAGUGGCUGCCAGGAUGCUUCAGCUGGGAGCUUUCCCACUUCUGGUGGCUGCCCAUCCUGGUCCCUGGGGAGACCUGGGUUCUGAUCCCAUCUUUUCCCCGGGAAUGCUUUGACUCUGGAUCUGAGGAAGGUGCUGAGUGAGGGACUCCAUGCCCUCUGGAGGCCUCACCUACACAAAGCCUAGGGCAAUGACCAUCCUGCCUUAGGUUGAACAGACUAGAAGGACUUCCUGAAGUCUAGCCACUCGUGGAAAAGUAUUGUACUUCUCCUGAAUUCCCAUGUAAAUAAAAGCAUUUUUAGUACCAAAAAUAUAAGACCCUCUUAGAAGCCA